AGUGACGUAACGUCGUCACACCCCGACGUCAUGAAGCAGCGCCGGUGUUGUGCCAAAACAAACUGAAGCUAAAAGCGAAGCUAGGAGUGAAAUUUGGAUGACAGCUCCUGCCUGGAUUAUGCACUGUUUGCCUUGGAAGAAGUGAAUGAGGUGCUGCCUUCUGCCUCUGCUGUUUUGUGACUGCUACUGCUGCUGGGAUGGGCCAGCAGAUCUCAGGGCAGGCGGUGAUGAACCAUCUGCCUGAGAAGCUGGUGAAACAUGCCGGAUUGGUUCGUGACAGUGGCUACCUAAGCUACGAGGAAUUUCUGGCAAGAGUGGCUGAACUUAAUGAUGUUACGGCCAAACUAGCUGCUGGACAGCAGAAGCACCUGCUGUUUGAGGUGCAGCCAGGAUCUGAUGCCACAGCCUUGUGGAAGGUGGCUGUCAGGAUUGUCUGUACCAAGAUCAACAAGGAGACUGGCAUGGUGGAAGCAUCACGGAUCAUGAACCUGUAUCAGUUCAUCCAGCUGUACCGCGACAUCACCAGCCAGGCCGCUGAGGUGCUGUCUGCAGAGGGUGCCACUAAGGGCCCCUCUACUGAGCUUCCCUCCACUGACUCCUGCCAGGCCAGCAUGUGGAUGGGCAGAGUGAAGCAGCUGACUGAUGAGGAGGAGUGUUGCAUCUGCAUGGAUGGAAAAGCUGACCUCAUCCUGCCCUGUGCACACAGCUUUUGUCAGAAAUGCAUUGAUAAAUGGAGUGGCCAGAGCCGAAACUGCCCAAUAUGCCGUCUGCAAGUAACUGCUGCCAACGAAUCGUGGGUAAUGUCUGACAUCCCUACAGAGGAUGACAUAGCCGGCUACAUCCUCAACCUGGCAGAUGAGGCAGGCCACCCCCACAGGCCUUAACAUGCAGAAUACUGAGCCAAGUAGAUAGCAAAGGGAAAUAGACCGACAUGAGUAGAUUUUACAUACUGAGACACAAAAUGUCACUUUCACUGAGAGGUUGGAUUUUUUUUUUUUUUCUAAAGAGCAAAAU
Messenger RNA from Archocentrus centrarchus (flier cichlid), 1014 nucleotides. It is a transcript of the gene rnf141, whose product is annotated as ring finger protein 141. The transcript is spliced from 6 exons. The record is from RefSeq and is a predicted model, not a curated record. Gene Ontology annotation, molecular function: ubiquitin-protein transferase activity. Gene Ontology annotation, biological process: protein autoubiquitination. The coding region runs from base 198 to 884 and encodes 228 amino acids. Lineage: Eukaryota; Metazoa; Chordata; Actinopteri; Cichliformes; Cichlidae.